GUCACGUGGGGGUGGCACUCCCGUUGACACUCGCUCGGAUGUCAGCUGUUGGACAUGAAACCUUGCCCAGAGAUGCUCGUUUGAUAGCUUUAUUACUAGCAUCUUCUCCUUCAAUAACGGAUGCCCAGCCGGGAGUUCUGACACAACUUCUUGAAUUUGCCCAUCGGUACACUGCCCAGGUACUUGGAGAUGCUUUGGUCUACGCAGACCACGCCGGAAGGCCGGGGUCUGUGCAGAUGGAUGAUGUUACUCUUGCUGUUCAGUCAAGAGUAGGCUGGGAGUUCGGUGGACGCGUUCCAAAGGAGCACAUUCUUUCACUUGCUGCCAAAACCAAUGCUGAGCCUCUUCCCCAAAUAUCAGAAACCUAUGGUGUCCGCCUUCCGCCCUCAAAGUACUGCCUUACGGCGGUAGAUUUCGAUCUUGUCCCGAAUAAGCCUCCUCCUCAAGAUUCCUCAGCAUACCAGGAGGAGGAAGAGGAAGAAGAAGAGGAGGAUUAUAAUAUGGAUGAGGACCCACGGCCUGACGGCCUGUUAGCCCUCGAAACUGGCGCUACUGGAGCCUCAUCCGAUACUCUUGGCCUGUCCACCGGUAUACGUAUGGAAGGUGAAGAAGAGAACGAAGAAGGUGCUGUUGUGGAGGAAGGUGGAAGUGAUGAUGACUCGGGCGAAGGUGGAGACGGGUUAUUCGAUGACGACGGAGAGGAUGACGAAGAGGAUAUGCAAAUGGUGGACAUUCAAACACUUAUCACCCCAGGCAUCGUACCUACUGCUGGAACCUCAUUUUCGGCGACAAACGGGGCACCGCAAGCGGG
This is a messenger RNA of Cantharellus anzutake, 811 nucleotides long. Its product is annotated as transcription initiation factor IID, 31kD subunit-domain-containing protein. The record is from RefSeq and is a predicted model, not a curated record. The annotation marks the transcript as partial. Gene Ontology annotation, biological process: RNA polymerase II preinitiation complex assembly; DNA-templated transcription initiation. Lineage: Eukaryota; Fungi; Basidiomycota; Agaricomycetes; Cantharellales; Hydnaceae. Gene Ontology annotation, cellular component: transcription factor TFIID complex; SAGA complex. Gene Ontology annotation, molecular function: transcription coactivator activity; protein heterodimerization activity; RNA polymerase II general transcription initiation factor activity. The transcript has 3 exons.